AUUAUAACUGGAAAAAAAAGAGAGAGAGAAACAAAUUGAUUGCAAGAAUAAACAGUAAGGAGGAUAAGAAACGAGAAUACUGAAAUUCCGUCGCCGAUUAACCGUUAACGGCCUCCGGAAUAUGGCGGGAAUAUCACCCAAUCCAACCUUGACUUUAAAGAGAAUUCAUGGAAUCCGGUGCUGCUCAGGGACACCUGGAAAUGAAAAAUGGAGCAGAGUUGAAACUAAAGCUAAAACCCCAGGAGUUUUGAAAUUCGCCGUAAGUGGAGUCACGGAGCUUCUCAGGUUAUUCUCCUUCUCUAGCAAAGACAGUUUGGAUAGAGUGAGCUGUGAAGAAAGAGAUGAGAUAUCUGUUUCGGGUAUUGAUGAUGUUGUAAUGAUCCUCAUGGCAGAUUAUGAGAAUGCUUAUUUUGUUACAGGGAUUUUCACUUCUGCAAUUUAUGCUGAAGAUUGUCUCUUUGAAGAUCCUACUAUCAGAUUUCGAGGUACUGAGUUAUAUGCCCGCAACUUGAAACUGCUAGUUCCUUUCUUCGACUCCCCAUCAAUUAGGCUGCAAGAUAUUGAGAAGGGUGUCAAUUCUGAAACAAAAUUUGUGCAGGCAAAAUGGAAACUAAGAACCUACCUUAAAUUUCCUUGGAGGCCUCUGAUUUCAAUUGAUGGAAACACAAUUUAUGAAAUAAAUGAUGAGUUUAAAGUUGUUAGGCAUGCUGAAAGCUGGAAUGUUUCAGCACUUGAAGCAAUUGGCCAAAUUUUUACCCCUAGCUAUGAGAAACCAGAUGAGAAACAGAAACAAAGCUAAAAGCUAAGCAGGCAUGGAGCCUAGAAGAAAGCAGGAUUGUGCCAUAUGUGGAGAUUAUAUUUGAGCAUCGUAGCGUAGGGGUUGAUAAUGAUGAUGCCCGCAUGUUUACUAGAUUUCUUUGUUUCUAGCUGCAGCAGCAAUGUGAAGGCUCCUCUCUCUAGAGUGUUCUGCUUGAAAAAUGAUGAUUGCUUGUGUUUGCUCACUAGCAUUCUCUCUUCUUUUUUCUUUUUUUCUUCUCUUUUCUUAGC
Manihot esculenta (cassava) is the source of this 1047-nucleotide messenger RNA. RefSeq lists its product as uncharacterized. The transcript has 9 exons. The coding region runs from base 122 to 799 and encodes 225 amino acids. Lineage: Eukaryota; Viridiplantae; Streptophyta; Magnoliopsida; Malpighiales; Euphorbiaceae. The record is from RefSeq and is a predicted model, not a curated record.